Messenger RNA from Rhea pennata, 5459 nucleotides. It is a transcript of the gene L1CAM, whose product is annotated as L1 cell adhesion molecule. The transcript is spliced from 22 exons. Gene Ontology annotation, biological process: cell-cell adhesion; axon guidance; brain development. The record is from RefSeq and is a predicted model, not a curated record. Lineage: Eukaryota; Metazoa; Chordata; Aves; Rheiformes; Rheidae. Gene Ontology annotation, cellular component: plasma membrane; axon. Gene Ontology annotation, molecular function: cell-cell adhesion mediator activity. The coding region runs from base 30 to 3269 and encodes 1079 amino acids.
UGCACAUCGCGCAGGACCAGCGGGUGAGCAUGGGCCAGGACGGCUACCUGUACUUCGCCAACGCGCUGGCCGCCGACUCGCACCCCGACUACAUCUGCCACGCGCACUACCUGGGCCCCCGCACCAUCAUCCAGAAGGAGCCCCUCGACCUCCGCGUCGCCCCCAGUAACGCGGUGCAGUCCCGCCGGCCCCGGCUGCUGGUGCCCCGCGACCCCCAGCCCCCCCACGUGGCGCUGCGGGGGGGCACCCUGGUCCUUGAGUGCAUCGCCGAGGGGCUCCCCACGCCGACGGUGCGGUGGCAGCGCCUCAACGGGCCGCUGCCGCGGGGCCGAGCCACCCUGGAGAACUUCAACAAGACGCUGCGGCUGCGGGCGGUGGAGGAGGCCGACGACGGCGAGUACGAGUGCGUGGCCGAGAACAGCCAGGGCCAGGCCCGCCACGGCCACGCCGUCACCGUCGAGGCGGCCCCGUACUGGGUGCGGCGCCCCCAGAGCGGGGUCUUCGGGCCCGGCGAGACGGUGCGGCUCGACUGCGUGGUGGAGGGCAAACCGCGGCCCCGCGUCAGCUGGCGCCUCAACGGGGUGCCCAUCGAGGAGGUGCCGGGUGACGAGCGGCGCGCGGUGCGCGACGGCGCCCUGAUCCUGGCGCGCCUGGAGCCCAACGACACCCUGGUGACGCAGUGCGAGGCGCACAACCGCCACGGGCGCCUCCUCGCCAACGCCUACGUCUACGUCGUGGAGCUGCCGGUGAAGAUCCUGACGGCGGACGAGACCCGCUACGCCGUGGUGGAGAACCGCACGGUGUUCCUGCACUGCCGGGUCUUCGGGGCCCCCGCACCCUCCGUCGAGUGGCUGACGCCGACGCUGGAGCCGGCGCUCCAGGACGACCGGACCUUCCUCUUCACCAACGGCACCCUGCGCCUGGGCCCGGCGGCCCCGGGCGACGGCGGCCCCUUCACCUGCCGGGCCCACAACACCCACAGCAACGCCACCAUCGUCGCCCACCUCGACGUCAAAGCGGCGACGCGCAUCGAGACGCCGCCCCAGAGCACGACGGCCAAGAAGGGCGAGACGGUGACGUUCCGGUGCGUGGCCGCCUUCGACGCCGGGCUCGCGCCGCGCGGCCUCGAGUGGCGCCGGGACGGGCAGCUCCUGCGCGAGACGGCCGACAGCGACAAGUACUCGAUGGCCGGGGACACGUUGACGGUGGCCGGCGUCGACUACGGCGACCAGGGAACCUUCUCCUGCCGCGCCUGGACCCCCCUCGACUCCGCCGAGGCCUCGGCUCAGCUCCGCGUCGUGGGCCGGCCGGGCCCCGUGCGGGAGCUGCAGGUGCUGGAGGUGGGCGAGCGCCGGGUGCGGCUCAGCUGGACCCCGGGCGAGGAGCACAACAGCCCCGUGGAGAAGUUCGUGGUGGAGGAAGAGGAGGGCAUCUUCGCGCCGGGGCGCUUCGUGGAGCGGCUGACGGUGCCGGGGGGGCAGCCCUGGGCCCCCCUCACCCUCUCGCCCUACGGCCGCUACCGCUUCCGGGUGCUGGCGGCCAACGCCUACGGCCGCGGGGACCCCAGCAUCCCCAGCGCCCCCAUCUCCACCCCCCCGGCGGCCCCCGAGCGCAACCCCGGGGGGGUCCGGGGUGAAGGCAACGAGACCAACAACCUGGUCAUCACCUGGCAGCCGCUGGCGCCGGCGGACUGGAACGCCCCCGAGGUGCAGUACCGGGUGCAGUGGCGGCCGCUGGAGCCGGCGCUGGGCCGCUGGAGCGAGGAGACGGUGGGGGGCCCCCCCUUGGUGGUGGGGGGCACCCCCACUUUCAGCCCCUACGAGAUCCGGGUGCAGGCCGUGAACCCCGCCGGCAAGGGCCCCGAGCCCGCCGUCGUCGUCGGCUACUCGGGAGAGGACCUGCCGCUGGCGUACCCCGAAAACGUGGGGGUGGAGAUCCUGAACAGCACCAGCGUGCGGGUGCGCUGGAGCCUGGCCGGGUCCCCCGGGGAACUCCGGGGGCACCUCCGGGGCUUCCGGGUGCUGUACUGGCGCGAGGGCUGGGUGGGGGAGCGGGCGCGCCGGCAGGCCCCCCCCGGGCCGGGCGCGGGCGCUGGGGGGCACCCCGGGGUGCUGACGGUGCCCGGCGAGGCCCGCGGGGUGCUGCUGGCGGGGCUGCGGCCCUGGAGCCGCUACCGCCUCCAGGUCGUCGUCUUCAACGGCCGGGGCGACGGCCCCCCCAGCGACGAGAUCCGCUUCGACACCCCCGAGGGAGUGCCGGGGCCCCCCGAGGCGCUGCUGGUGGAGCGGGUGACGGACACGGCCCUGGCCCUCGAGUGGAAGCGCCCGCGGCACCCCAACGGCGUCCUCACCGGCUUCCUGCUCCAGUACCGCCAGGUGAACCAGACGGAGGGGGGGCUGCCCUACGAGAUCUCCUUCCCGGCGGGGACCCUCAACACCACGCUGAGCCGCCUGGCGCCCCGCGGCCGCUACCGCUUCGCCCUGCGCGCCCUCACCCGCCUGGGGCCCGGCCCGGCCCUGCUGCGCGACGGCUCCACCCUGCCCGAGCCCGUGCUGCCGGCCCUGGGCAGCGUGAUGGUGGCCGAGGUGGGGGAGGACUUCACGCUGCUGCUCUGGACCCUUGCCCACCCCCAGGCCAACGUGGAGUUCGAGGUCCAGUACAUGAGCAAAACCACGGCUGAGCCCUGGCGCACCUCGGGCCGCGUCAACUCCACGCUGGGGCUGUACCGCCUGGGGGACCUGCGCCCCGGCACCUCCUACCGCGUCCAGUUCGUGGGGCGCAACCACUCGGGCGAGAGCGUGGCCUUCUGGGAGAGCGAGGUGCACACCAACGGCACCCUGCUGCCCACCCCCGUGAGCACCUUCACCACCGAGGGCUGGUUCAUCGGCUUCGUCAGCGCCCUGGUGCUGCUGCUCCUCGUCCUCCUCAUCCUCUGCUUCAUCAAGCGCAGCAAGGGGGGCAAGUAUUCGGUGAAGGACAAGGAGGACACGCAGGUGGACUCGGAGGCCCGGCCCAUGAAGGACGAGACCUUCGGGGAGUACAGCGACCCCGAGGAGAAGGCGUCGGGCAGCUCGGGGCGCUCGCUGGGGGCGCCGGGGCAGGCGCUGGGCAGCGACGACAGCCUGGCGGGCUACGGCGGCAGCGCCGACGUGCAGUUCAACGAGGACGGCUCCUUCAUCGGGCAGUACAGCGGCGCCCGCGGCCCCGACGGCCCCGGCAGCUCCGGCACCGGCAGCCCCACCGCCGCCGCCGCCCCCGCCCUCGACUAGGGGCCUCCCCGCGGCGCCGGGGACCCCCCCUCACCGCCACCACCACCCACCCACACACACACACACGCACACACACGCACACACACACACACACGCACCACCUCCGCCCGGCACCCCGCUGCGGUACUAGGAAACCCCUCGGAUCCAUCCCACGGUACCUGGGACCCCCCUCCAGGGUGCCAGGGACCCCCCCCCCACAAUAACUGGGACCCCUUGGACACCCCCCACGGUACCUGGGACCCCUUGGACACCCUCCUGUGGUACCUGGGACCCCUUUGACACCCCCCACGGUAACUAGGACCCCCCCUCCAGGGUGCCAGGGACCCCCCCCACAAUAACUGGGACCCCUUGGACACCCCCAAUGGUACCUGGGACCCCCCCCUCCAGGGUGCCCGGGACUCCCCCCCACAAUAACUGGGACCCCUUGGACACCCCCCACAGUACCUGGGACCCCCCCUCCAGGGUGCCAGGGACCCCCCCCCCAAUAACUGGGACCCCUUGGACACCCCCCACAGUACCUGGGACCCCCCCUCCCAGGGUGCCAGGGACCCCCCCCACAAUAACUGGGACCCCUUGGACACCCCCCACGGUACCUGGGAUCCCCUCAGAGGUGCCAAGGAUCCCCCCACCCAGGCCCCCUCCCACAGUACCAGGGAGCCCUUGGACUCCUCCCAUGGUACCUGAGACCCCCUCCUCCAGGGUACCAGGGACCCCCUUGGACCCCUCCCACAGUACCUGGGACCCCCUGGAUCCCCCCAUGGUACCAGGGACCCUCCUGCUAGGGUGCCAGGGACCCUCUGGAGCUCCCCACAGUACCAGAGACCCUCACCAGAGCCCCCCCCAUGGCGAAAGGGGACCCCAGGGCCCUCUCCCCAUUGCGUAUAGGUAGGGGCCCAUUGCGUAGAGGGACCCCCACUAACCCCAAGGGGACCCCUGUCCCCCCCUAGUGGCAUAAAGGGACCCUUGGACCCCCCAAAAAGGCCAAAAGGGAUCUUCAGAGCCCCCCCGAUGGCCAAAGGGGAUCCCCUCACCCCUCUCCCCAGCCGGGGGGGUGUCCUACCCCCCCCACAGCCCUCCCUUAAAGGGGGACCCCAACCCCUCGCUCCACUGCCAAAGCGGGGGGAAUCCCCAAAUGCCCCCCCCCAGCCCCAUGCAAUGGAGUUAUUGGGGGGGGAAACAACUAGGUGCCAUGGGGGGACCCCUAAAAAGCGCCUCGCAGUGGGGGAAGUCGGGGACCCCAUUGCAUGUAGCCAAAAACUAAGCCCCCCCAAGCCCUGUUGGGGGGGCCCAGAUGCCUGGGUUCUCUAUCUAGACCAAAUUGAGGGGGGGGAUUUUGAUCCCCAAUUUUCAGCUCCCUCCUCUCCCCCUAUAAUCCUUCAGCCCCCCCCCCGACUCCUUUGGGUUUGGGGGGGCCCCGACACCCCCCAGCACCCCCCUACCCCCCCCAAUCUCUGAAUGCAUCUCACGGCGCUGCCUUGGCAACACUCACACGAGCCCAAUGGCCCCUCCUGGGGGGGCCCUGCACCCCACCGUGUGUCCUGGGACCCCCUCAGGGAGCCCCUGGACUCCCCUCAGACCCCCCCCAGUAGCCCCCCAGACUCCCCAAAUCACCCCAGCACUCUUAUGACCCCCAGAUCCCCCCAAAGCUGUCUUUACCACCCAUUAUCCUUCGGACCCCCCCCCAAGCCCCCAUUUUCAUCCCUAUGGACCCUCCAAACCAUCCCUAGACCCCCCCCCAUUGACCCCCCCAGACACCCCUCAAACCAUAUCAGCCCCCCCAGCCCCCCCCCCCCCCGAGCCCGGCCCCUCCGUGUCGCCCCUGUGCGCUGGUGUUGUAGCUGCUUUAGGCCCCUGGUGUUUGUGGUGCCCCCAAGUCUGUCUGUCUGUCUGUCUGUCUCUCCCCCACCUCAAACCUCGGGAAAAGAAGCGAAAAAAGGCCCAAAAGGCCUCAAAAAUGGAAGCUGAACCCCCCGUGUCCCCCCCCAUGUCUGUCCCUCCCCCGGGUCUGGCCGGAGCCCCUGUCCCCCUCCCCCCCGUCGGCACUGUCGCGUGAUGCCGCCGGGGCCUGUGUUUCUCUCUAUAUAUAUGUACAUAUCAGAAUUAUACAAAACGACAAAAAUGAGCAAAAAAAAAAAAACAAAAACAAAAACACACACAAAAAUACUAGGAACAAAGACGUCAAAAAAAAAA